CAGGAUGGGGCAUCGGGCGAGCGUGAAUGCGGCCUCGGAGGCAGCUCUAUGGAGGGAGGUGCGACCGUAGAGGGGUGCGUGCAGCCUUACGGCGGGAGAUUUAAUGUCCUGGGGGAAAUUGCAAACCCAUGGAGCCAGCUGCAGCCCAAGCAGAAAAAGCGCGGUCUUACAGGGGUAGGUGCAACUUUAGGAGUCAGCUGCGACCCUGCUGGGGCCCUGUCAUCGGUGAUUGGUGUCACUGGGCUGGGGGCAGGCAGCUUCAUCUGCCGAGCAGCUUGAGCCGGGCGCUGUGGCUCUCUGGGGGUGGCAGGAAGGUGGAAAGAAGAUUCGCGGCUGGAAGCCAGGCAGCCCAAGCAGACUGAGCUGCCCCGCACCUGUGCUGGCAGAGGGUACCCAGAGCUGCAGUCUCUGAGCUGUUUCAGCUGCAAAUUUCACGAUGUCCUUGCUAAAGGGAGAAGGCAAGAGAGUUGAUUUGGGCAGGCGGGUGUAGGAAAGUGAAAAACAUUCAGCAAUUUCACAGAAAAAAUCUAUCGGGAGGUAAGCAUGUCCAGCCUUAGGACAAACAUGACAAAUCUGAGGAGCUAUGCACUGAUGUCUCUUUCCUAAAUACCCUCUCCCUCCAAAACGAUGCUCUCUUUCCAUCUCAUCUGCAAAAUCCACCUGACAGGAGCUGGUGACCUGACUGGAGAUGCCAUGGGCUACGUGACCGGUGUGCUGGCUGUGCUGAUCCAUGCCGCCUACCUGGUGCUCAUUCAGAAGACCAGCGUUGACAGUGAAUAUGGACCCCUGACAGCUCAGUAUGCCAUUGCUGUUUCAGCCACCCCUUUUCUCAUUAUCUGUUCCUUUGCCAGCAUGGACUCCAUCAACGUCUGGUCAUUUCCAGGCUGGAAGGACCCUGCUAUGGUAUGCAUCUUCAUCGCCUGUGUCCUGAUCAGCUGCGCCAUGAACUUUACCACCCUUCACUGCACCUAUAUUAACUCAGCUGUGACCACCAGCUUUGUAGGGGUGGUGAAAAGCAUAGCAACCAUCACGGUGGGUAUGGUGGCGUUCAAUGAUGUGGAGCCCACCAAGUUGUUCAUAGCCGGUGUGGUGGUCAACACCUUGGGGUCGGUCAUUUACUGCGUGGCCAAGUACAUCGAGACCAGGCAGCAGAGCACGUACGAGGACCUGGAGAAGGAAGGUAGAGAAGAAGAGGGGAAAAGGCAGGCUGGGGACCAAGCGCUGUUUGCAAUGGAGGCAAUUUCCCAGGAUAAGGGGGCUGGGGAAGCAGCGGUGGAAGGAUCGGCCGAAGAGGACAGCCAGGGUGGAGAGGAGGAGAAGGACAGCACCAAGAAAGCUGCUGGGGAACCAUCGGCUCUGGGAAAAGUCACCAACACACAAGAAGGGAGCAGGAGCUCACUGAAGGAUGCCUAUCUUGGAGUAUGGAGGUUGGUGAGGGGUGCUAACUAUAUAAAGAAGGAUUAUUUGAUAGAAAAUGAAGAGCUACCAAGCCCUUGAAAAGCAGGCGUGAGAACCCCACAGAACAUGUCACUUGAAGAGAGACAACUGGGUUCUAUGUACAGAGGGAAAGGCAGAGCAUACAUUUCCACAUCAAUGCUGACAAAUCCAAGUCAUUUAGGAUAACUUUACCUCACUGUCAAAAGCAAAAGGUCAGGGUUUGCUCAUGCUUUCUGCUCACAUUUAACUGCUUCCAGUACAUCCAUUUAGACCUACCACAGCUAAAGGUACCAAGUCCUCUGCUGUGCAUACAGAGUUGGGUAACAGCAAGCUGUGGGGAUGACCAUGAGGGUAUCAGUGCCACUAGGCUGAAAGCAGUGCCGGCGGUAGCCUGUAGCUUGAGGCUCUGUUGAUGUGAUUCUGUGUCUGUAUCCAUCCAAUUCUAGGUACUCUGUACAAGUGUAUUCCUGCAACUUGUAAGUUCCUGUUAACUGUAUCUUGUUUGUGCUCCUCCGUGUCACUAUGAUUGCAACAGAGCUAGAGGUUGUGCCAGUUGAAUUCUAUUGGUGUACAAUCACCCACCUAGCUGAAGAAUCAAAAUUCUCCCUGAUUCUGUGGCCAGGCUGGGCCGUGGUCCAGCUUCAUGUUAUGUGGUUUUUGUCUUAAGUGGAAAUACUUCUGUCUUGCACGUGCAGAAGAGCAGAACCAGAUCUGAACUCUUGAGAAGCUUUGGUCAGCAGAAGAAAGAUGUUUGCCUGUGAGCUUUAACUACAUGUAGCAUUGGGAAUAUUAGCUUGACCCAAAUACAAUAGUUUGGAAAUAUUGGGUUGUAUUGAUUUGACCUGGGAGGGCUAUUAAAAAAAAAUACAGGGAGAAAGUGUGCCUUGGGCUAUCCCUCUUAUACUGUAGAGUCAGGUGGAUCUCAGCCUGUGCCUGAACCUGGCUGCAGGCUGCAGCAGAGAUGUGGAGAUCAUCUCUGCCCAUGCCCAUAGCAGGGCUUCCAGGGUUGCUUUGGCAGGGCAGUGCUCCCAUGACCUGACUGCGUGCUGGGCCAUGGCAUGGUGUGGCUGCAGUGUCCCGUGGCUGCAGGCAGGGAGCUCUGGCAGAUCGCACUUGGGGGCCAGGGCUGCCCAGCAUGCUUGGCACCAGAGCACCUGGGUCUUUGUUCUCAGUGCUUCCUUGUGCUGUGAGGGGUAAAGCUGGUGAUCAGCCUCGGGUGCUCAAGGGCUCAUGUGGGAAGCAGGAAGCAUGAUCUCCAGUGGGUCUUCUAAGCAAUAUGCUCAUAUUUUGUACCAAAUACCUGUAACAGGGAAGACAGAGGAAACAAGCGUUUAAGUAUUUCUUAGCCUGGGGGUGCCCUUUGGGAGGCAGCAGUCCUUGGGUCACGCUUGUGCUCAGGGCCGUACAGAGAAGAGGUCUGACCCCAAGUCCUCGUCAUCCCGAGAGUGCCCCAGCCAUCAGCUGUCUGGACCACAGUCUGAAACAAGUGGUUACCAUUUCCUGAAAAAAAAAAGAACCAAGGUUUUGUCAUUGUUUUGGUGGUGGUGGUGGUUGUUUUUGUUAUUUUUUAUUAUUUAUUAAGCCACUGAACUAUAAACCAGCUAUUCCCACAGCUCCAAUUAAACAGUGCCUACCCUGAUGCCUUCUUCAGUCAAACAGAUAGCUUUCGCUUCGUGGUGAAUUCAGCACUGAAAUCAGCAGUGAGCAAUUUCCCCAGCAGGGCAUAUUUACAAAAUUAGUCUCUAGGGAAAAGGUAGAUUCUUGUCAAUUUAAAUACAGAUAGAAAUUUUUGCGUGCAAUAGUAUUUUUUUUAAAUGAGUGCAGAAGUUGGAUCACCUGGUAUCACCCAUGGAUUUGGAAAGGGACUGUUAAUGAGUGCAGUCAGCCUGUAGCUGCUGUGCUGUGGCGAUGGGACACGGAAACCUGUACAUCACACGCUGCAUAUAGCUGCUGCUUCAGAGUGGAGGAAUACCAACUGUGCUGAAAUAUGUUUACUUUCUGCUCAAGGUCCAUAAGGCAUCUUUCAAUAAAAGCACUAUUUAUUAAGAGCCAACGCAAUGUUUUUUUGUUAUUUUUCAAAUACAUCUUAAAUAAGGCUGUGCCUGUAACUUGGAGUUGCUGUGUUACUGAUUACAUAGCAAUCCGUACAGAUGGCUGAAGAGAAACCUGCAUUUCUGACCUGCUUUUACUGCUCAGUGCUGUUUGACCACAGAAAUGAGGAUCUUUUUGCCACCUGACUGCCAGUCCCACUGUAGCACAC
Molecule: messenger RNA, 3697 nt
Organism: Numida meleagris (helmeted guineafowl)
Lineage: Eukaryota; Metazoa; Chordata; Aves; Galliformes; Numididae
Gene: SLC35D3
Product: solute carrier family 35 member D3
Exons: 1
Coding region: 628-1497 (289 amino acids)
Cellular component (GO): Golgi apparatus
Molecular function (GO): antiporter activity
Source: RefSeq, a predicted model, not a curated record